This is a messenger RNA of Priapulus caudatus, 4260 nucleotides long. Its product is annotated as kyphoscoliosis peptidase-like. The record is from RefSeq and is a predicted model, not a curated record. The transcript has 6 exons. NCBI's taxonomy places the organism in Eukaryota, Metazoa, Priapulida, Priapulimorpha, Priapulimorphida, Priapulidae. Bases 347 to 2884 code for a protein of 845 amino acids.
UGUAUGUAGGAGCGCGUGACGCGGUAGCCGCCACGGGCACAACGGACGAGCGCGUCUCACCUGCGCAAUAGGCAACAGCAGUGGCAGCACACGGCAGGUAGAGUUCACACCGGAGCACACGGCUGCGCCAUAUUUAUCCAGCGCGGCACAGUGCGUUGGUCGUCUGCGUGUCAUGUGUCGAACGUCCUCACAGUGAUGCUAGAAUCGCGGCGGUGACUUCACCCCUCCCCCUCCCGCUAUCCGCACACGGUGGCGGCCCGACAUUCGAAUCUCCGUGUCGUUACGUAGUUCGCUAGAUCGAAGAUCGUGACCAGAGGAGGAUAUAUACGGCCGCUGCCAGACAAACAUGGCCGCCACGAGCAGCUACUUCAACCCGAUGGUGUCGAACCCGGAGUUCGAACUGUGCACGCGAUGCGGCAAUAAGGUGUACCGCGUCGAUCGCGUCGGCCCGCUCAAGAGCGCCUUCUUCCACAAGUCGUGUCUCAAAUGCGUCUCCUGCAACACGCAGCUGACGUUGAAGACGUACAUCCACAAUCAGCUGGACCCGGAGGACAGCGGCGUCUACUGCAACAACCACGUCCCGCGUACGCUCGCCGGACACAUGGACGGCUCGUCGUUCGGCAUACGCGCCGCGCUGAACGUACCGAAACGCGAUGACAAGAUCAACGAGCAGAUACGCUCGCCGAUGGGCGAGAGAGGACAUUUCAACGCGGACGCCGUCGGCAUACGGCAGGCGAUGAUGGCGCCCAAGGCGUGGUACAUGCUGCAGAAGGCCACCGAGAACUCGGAGAACUACCUGCCGGGACAUUUCGACUCGCAGGCUCUGCACAUACAGCAUCCGAUGCAGCAGCAGGCACAGAUGGGGAAGGUGCCGACGUACAAUCGCGUCGGUGAGGUGCAGGAGACGCCGCUGCCGCUCGAUGAGCAGACGCAAGUGAACAUGGAGAUGCAGCACCGCACCGAGGAGGACGAGCUCUUCCGCAUCUUCCAGAAGCAGCGCGAGGAGAAGAGUCAGCAGGUCAAGCAGCAGAUCGACGUCGAGUGGCAGCUCGAGCUGCAGCGACUCACGCAGAACUACGACGAGGAGAUGCGGCGACGCAACGUGCCGCCGGAGGAGCAGAAGCAGAUGACGAUUCGUCACCAGCACGAACGCAAGAACCUCGAGGAGUUCAUGACGCUGAAGCGAGACAAGGCGAAGCGGGACGUACUGCGAAAGAUGCUGGAGCACGAGCGCGACCUGACGACGGAUAUGGUCGACAAGCACGCCGAGGAGAUGCUCGAUCUCAUCAACAACAAGAAGCUGGAGAUUCAGUAUCAGCAGGAGGAGCUCACGAAGAUGCAGAAUCUGAGCGUGAGCGACGCCGGACAGGGAGGAGCCGGCGGGGCGGCGCGUGUGCAGAUGAACGGGACGAGCAGGGACCGCGCACACAGCAGUUACACGGCAGCUAAACCGCCGCCACCACGACCUCCGAUCGGUUCUAAGGCCGACCUCUACAACGACCCGGCUGUCUUUGAAGCGCUAGACCAGCAGGCAAUCAGUGUAGCGCAAGAAAAUCAAUCAACGUUCACAGAACUUGUGCGGCAACUGAUACAGAACUGUGUGACCGAUGUGGAAAAGGCCAGGGCGAUAUUUCGCUGGAUCACCGUGAAGAACCUGAACACGAUGGAGUUUGAAGAACAGGACGUGAACGCCGAUACGCCGAUGGGUCUGCUGCGUGGCAUCAAGUACGGCACGGAGAGCUACCACGUUCUCUUCAAACGACUCUGCAGCUAUGCCGGCAUGCACUGCGUCGUCAUCAGAGGUUACUCGAAGAGCGCCGGAUAUCUUCCCGGCAUGAAGUUCGAGGACAAGCGCUUCCGCAACACAUGGAACGCCGUCUUUCUCGACGGCAGCUGGCGCUUCGUGCAGUGCAACUGGGGCGCGCGCCACCUGGUGAACGCCAAGGACGCGCCGAAGCCGGGCGAGAAGGGCGGCGUCGACAACCUGCGCUACGAGUACGACGACCACUACUUCCUCACCGACCCGGAGCAGUUCAUCUACGAGUUCUUCCCGAAGCAAAAGGAGUGGCAGUUGCUGCGCGCGCCCGUCUCGCUCGACCAGUUCGAGAAGCUGCCGUUCGUGCGCUCGCUCUUCUUCAAGUACGGCCUCAAGUUCUCCGAGGAGGCGCAGACGGCCGUCAUGACGGCCGACAAGACGGGCGCCGUGACGCUGAACGUGCUCAUGCCACCCUACCUCGUAUCGCACCUCGUCUUCCACUACAACCUGCGCAUGCUCGACAGCGAGCGCGACGAGCACGACGGCGUCAACAUGCGUCGCUACGUGAUGCAGACGCUCGUCGGCAACAGCGUCGUCUUCAAGGUGCACGCGCCCACCGUCGGCGCCUACAUACUUGACGUCUUCGCGAACCUCGUCAGCGCCGGAGAGUACAUGACGGGCCAGCCGAUGCGCUUCAAGUCCGUCUGCAAGAUGAAGGUGAUCUGCGAGCGACUGGAGCGCUGCAUGGUGCCGCUGCCGAACUGCGCGAGCGGCGAGUGGGGCCCGCUGAAGGCGUACAAACUCUUCGGGCUCAUACCGAUGACACACGAGGACGCCGUCAUCAACACGACGCGCGACGUCGAGAUCCGCUUCCGCAUGUCGCACCCGCUCAGCGACUUCAUGACGACGCUGCACCAGAACGGCGCCAACGACAAGGCGCUGUCGAAGAACGUGCAGCGCCACCUCGCCGACGACGUCAUCACGUUCCGCGCCGCGUUUCCCAACGACGGCCAGUACGGUCUCGACAUCUACACGCGCGAGACGAUGUCGGCCGACCAGCAGACGGAGGGCGAGAAGCAUCUGCUGACGCACUGCUGUAAAUAUCUGAUCAACGUCAAGAAGCGAUAACCGCGCCAUCUGCCGGCGACGCUCGCUAUUAAGUGUGCGUGUGCCCGUACGUGCGCGCGUGCACGUGUGUGUGUGCGUGAGUGUGUGCGCGUGGGUGGGCAUACAUGCGCGCUUGCUUGCGCGCGCGUGUAUGUGCUUGCUGGGUCUUAUCAUUUGCGCUCGAAGGCGGUGAAAAAUGUUUGGACGACAGGCAGAAUUGGAAGUCUAUAACUCGUACACACGCACGCACACGCAGGUACGCACACCCACGUGCACAAACGCUCACACCUCCGUGUGCACAUAGCACGCUCGCACGCACGCUCGAAAGCACACGACCACACCACACAAUAGUUCAUAGUGAUUCGAUAGUGAUGUUGCGCCGUAUUCAUACGUAUUGGUAAUCGGUGAUACAUAAUAGUAAAACCAUGCAAAUUGAACGAUUCAAUAAUGAUGAAUGGAUUGCUAUUAAAACUCGUACAUAUGUAGUUAUACCCGUGUCUGGAAUCUGCAUUAACAUCGCAUGUCGCUUAGGCAUGAAUAUGUUAUUACUUGGUCAAUGAUGGAAUCGGUGAAUGACGUAUUUAUUUACUAAUAGUGCUACUAUGUCCACAGUAUAUAUAUAUAUAUAUAGAAAACAACUAUAUAUAUAUAUAUAUAUAUAUAUAUAUAUAUAUAUAUAUACAUAUAUCACCAAUUACAUAUGUAUCAUUACGAUUAACUGUUAUAUUACUCAUUCUUCCUAUGUAAAUUAUUACUUAGGAAGAUAUAACUUUGAACGAGUAACGUUAUUUUAUGAAUGAUCGAUCGGGAACUGUAGAUAGAUAUAUAGCCUUGUUUGUUUACGUAUUGGUGAAGGAGUAUCAAAUACACAUCGCAUUUUUCAACGUUUUGCCUGUUUGGCUAGUUGAAAUGACAGCCGAGUAUAGUGAAAUUUUAGUGAUGUUUUAUCUUGUGAUUUUUGGAUACGCUGAAAUAUUUUAAGCCCGUGUGUGAAUUUGCAAUUAACUAGAAAAAAUCAUGACGUGAAUUUGUAUAUAUUUUUAGGUGGCGUCGUUAGUAGAGUGUUCAUUAUCGUUACACUAUCUUUACAAAUUUUCAACCACGCAGGGGAUAUGUAUGAGCAUCCUGAAUUGUAACAAACCUAUUUGCAUAUAUCAUUGGUAGUAGAGAUCGCGAUGCGACAUUGGAAUCCAAUCUAUAUCAUAUAUUCGAUUUCUUAUACUGCAUGUAAACGUGGCCUGGGCAUCUGAUUUGGGAUUGGUUAUUUACAUAAAAAACAUUGUACUUAAUAAAGGUGCGUGUAUUAUUUUAGGUCGCCGCGAUGCUGCGUAAUUGUUUAUUGAGGUGCAUGCAUCAUGGAAAAUGUUAAUACACACGGCUAGAGACAUUUAUGACAA